CUUGUGUCGUGAGCUAUGAACGCGAAAAGAAAGCCACUGCAGAAUUUCAGAGCUGCUGCUGCUGUUGCGAAACACGCUCAGAGAUUUUCWUCAUCUAAGAGUGCAGGUGAAAGGGAAGCCGCACACAAGAAAGCUUUUACAAAAUGGAUCAAUUCAAAGCUGUCUCAGCACAGUCCACCUUCACAUAUUACCAACGUUGGYACCGACCUGUCAGAUGGCAAGGCACUGUUAAACCUCCUCGAAGUCCUUACUGAUAAAAAACUGAAAAAAGAAAAGGGGAAUUUACGUGUACACAAGAUUAACAACGUUGAGCGAGCUCUUACCGUUCUAGAAGAAUGCAACGUCAAGCUAGUCGGCAUCAAUGGGUUCGACAUUGUCGAUGGAAAGAUCCGCGUGAUACUKGGUCUACUUUGGAGUAUCAUCCUACGAUUUCAAGUACAAGAAGUAAUGCAACAAGAAGGAAACCAGGAGGCAUCUAAAAGUUUUGCCGUCGAAAAAAGUUUAUUAGAAUGGUGCAAGGAGCGUCUGAAUGGAUAUGACGUUAAAAUUUCGGACUUUUCUGGAAGCUGGCGCGAUGGACGAGCAUUCAAUGCAAUUUUGCAUUCCUACAGGCCAAAUGCAUUUGACUUUUCUUSUCUGUCGUCCAUGAACGACAGGGAGAGACUGGAGCACGCUUUCUCUUUUGGAGAGAAAGACUUUGAAAUUCCAAGAAUUCUGGAUUCGUCAGAUGUGUAUGUGGAAAGGCCUGACAAGAAGCUAGUUAUCCUYUGUCUGUCACAUUGGUAUGACUACCUUGAAGGAAGCAAAGCUAAGGAUAGACAAGAGGUCAGUUUCUGUUGUCCUUCACGAUUAGACAAAAACAAAAUCAGUAAGUUAUGUUUGGUGGUAGCCAUCUUAAUUGGCUGUGCUUGCAGCUUUCAGAGAAUAAAAACGAUAAAUCAGUGGACACCCUGCACACAAUAUUCAGUUUUAAUUUCAAUCGAUUAUUGCAUAAUAAGACAAAAGUUAAUUACCUUUUUCUUCAGAUCUGCUGAAGAAUGUGAGCAAGCAAAGAGGGAAAUGAAUCGUAAACUAGACGACCUUGACGCUGCCGUUGAUGAUGCAGAGUCACGAAAACCUUCCACAAGACAGAGAGACCUCAAUGGCAUUGAUUUGUGYAAGGCUCAGCUAGACAGACACAAUAAAUACCUUCGAUCACUUGAUUCAUUGGAUCAAACWAAAGCUGGYGUGUUCAGAGARGUAGACGAAACCAUCAACAACGRAUACUGUGAUCAACAAGAGGCUGAACGGUACAACUUGAGAAUGAGAUCUAUAGAUGAUCGUAUCAAAGGACUAAGAGAUGAAGGCAUUGAGAAUAAAGAAAGGGUAACUUCCUCAUUGAACAUACUACUGAAGCAAAACCUUCAGAAGAUAGAAGACUUUGUAAUCAAGUCAGAAAAUCACAUCAAAAAUGCURAAGAAGUCAGUAAAGAUUAUGAUACAGUAAAACAGCAGCAGGACGAACAUCAGAAAUUUCGGGAAGAUCUGAACGAUCACAAGUUUAUCAAUAUGAUUCUUGAUGUGGACGUGWCUGACCCUUCAAUAGACAACAAAACACGUGCACAGAUAAAGUCGAUCAGUAGACGAUGGAAGGAAGUGUCUGAAUGGUCAGARGAGAGAAGAAAGAAGCUUAUGGGGGCCUUAGGGCAAUGGCAGAAGUUCCGAGACGAAGAGCUCAUCCUUCUUAAUUGGCUUGCUGGAAAAGAAAAGGCYCUGAAAGAGAUUAAUAAGACAGACAUAAUGGAUGACGCCGAAGUAAARAAGAGCGAGAAAGCUCUUGAUCAAAUUCAAAAAGAGCUGGAGGAACAGGAAGCAAGGCUUGACAUCCUUCACGAGUGUGGGGAUAAACUUAUCCAGGAAUCUGGUAACGAUAUAGAAGCGAAAGAUGAAAUCGAAAAACAAUUAAAGGACUUCGAUGGUUGUUGGAACGAUAUUGCAAGACAAGUUAUUGAAGGGAAAGAAAAGCUCCAAAAUGCAAGUAAUAAAAUCAGGGAGAUGCACACGGAAAUGGAGGAGGUCAAUAUUUGGAUGGAUGACGCAAACAAACUAAUGGAAGAUCACGACAAAGAAGAAAAUCAAGAGGAGCAGAACAAAAUCAAAGACAAAAUUGAGUUAAAAUGUGAGGAGCGCCCCAAAACACAAAAUCAAGUCCAGCGGACCAACUUACUUGCCAAAGACUUGAUGUCAAUCAUGGAUAAGGAUUCAUCAGAAAAACUUGAAAACGACCUGGAUCAAUUCAACGAGAAAUGGAGAGAAAMCAACGCAGCUCUAGAAAGUUUUAGUGAUAAAGGUUACAACGAGAAAUCUGAAUGCUGCCUGAUGAGAAUCAUUAAGAGGAAAUUCAAAUCAACCAAUAAUUAAUGGACAUAGUCUAUAUAUAUUAGGCAUAAGCAGGUCUUACCACGCAUUCCAGGGUCUGGGGAAUACCGGCCAUAUAUAAGAGGACUCAGAUAAUCUUCAUAGAAUGUUAGGUAUCUUAAAAGUACUGCAAAUUGGGUGUGGCUUUCAGUAAUAUAAGGUCAACCUUAAAAGUAUGUUACCAGCAUGUAUUAAAAGCAUAAAAGUUUAAAUCAAACUAUAUUUAUAUCUGAAACAUCGAUGAUGGCGUGAUGUUAUCUUUAUUUGGUGCUCUAUUGGUGAGUAAGUUAGGGGAAAUGUAGAUUCUGAAUAAACCGGACAAAACCUGAAUAAACCAAAAAGUGCUGCCAGAUCGCUAAYAAGGUUCGACAAUCGUAAUAUAAAUAAGGUUGUUACAUUCUUGCGGCGUAAGCCGGAAAUAUAUURAUAAAAAUGGCUUGAUAUAGUUGAAGUUAGUAAAUAAAGAAAAUAAAGARAAAAAGGGAAUUUCAUUA
Messenger RNA from Exaiptasia diaphana, 2891 nucleotides. Its product is annotated as utrophin. The coding region runs from base 16 to 2400 and encodes 794 amino acids. The record is from RefSeq and is a predicted model, not a curated record. Gene Ontology annotation, molecular function: protein binding. The transcript has 16 exons. Gene Ontology annotation, cellular component: plasma membrane. Lineage: Eukaryota; Metazoa; Cnidaria; Anthozoa; Actiniaria; Aiptasiidae. Gene Ontology annotation, biological process: synaptic signaling.